This is a messenger RNA of Syngnathus typhle (broad-nosed pipefish), 2050 nucleotides long. It is a transcript of the gene capzb, whose product is annotated as capping actin protein of muscle Z-line subunit beta. The record is from RefSeq and is a predicted model, not a curated record. Gene Ontology annotation, molecular function: actin filament binding. Lineage: Eukaryota; Metazoa; Chordata; Actinopteri; Syngnathiformes; Syngnathidae. The transcript has 10 exons. Gene Ontology annotation, cellular component: F-actin capping protein complex; cytoplasm. The coding region runs from base 221 to 1045 and encodes 274 amino acids. Gene Ontology annotation, biological process: regulation of lamellipodium assembly; barbed-end actin filament capping; negative regulation of filopodium assembly.
GACUGCAGCCUCUCUUUCCUGUAAGACCGGUUGAGGAAGUGAAUUUCGCUGACAGGGCUGGGUUCACUGAGGGAGAGGCGAACAAAACAUCUUCCGCGGGGGACAGAAAAAAAACAACAAGAAACAGAGAGGAGCGGUUUGACAAACCAUUCGAAGGCUAUAAGGCGUACAGUCACCGGUGAAAUCGUGCCCCCCCUGCCCAGCUGAGACCACCGCAGACAUGAGUGAACAGCAGUUAGACUGUGCCCUGGAUUUGAUGAGGCGUCUGCCGCCUCAACAAAUUGAGAAGAACCUCAGUGACCUCAUUGACCUGGUACCCAGUCUGUGCGAGGACCUUCUCUCCUCUGUGGACCAGCCCCUGAAGAUCGCCCGCGACAAGAUGGUGGGAAAAGACUAUCUGCUCUGUGAUUACAAUCGGGAUGGCGACUCCUACAGAUCCCCGUGGAGUAAUAAGUACGACCCUCCCAUUGAAGACGGUGCCAUGCCUUCAUCUCGCUUGAGGAAAUUGGAGGUGGAAGCCAAUAACGCCUUUGACCAGUACAGAGACCUGUACUUUGAGGGUGGCGUCUCAUCAGUGUACCUCUGGGAUCUGGACCACGGCUUUGCUGGCGUUAUUCUCAUCAAAAAGGCUGGAGACGGAUCCAAAAAGAUCAAAGGGUGUUGGGACUCCAUCCAUGUGGUGGAGGUGCAGGAGAAGUCCAGCGGACGCAACGCUCACUACAAACUCACCUCCACCGUCAUGUUGUGGCUUCAGACGACUAAGAGUGACUCUGGCACUAUGAAUCUGGGCGGCAGCCUCACAAGACAAACGGAAAAAGACGAUACGGUUGGAGAGUCCUCACCUCACAUUGCCAACAUCGGACGCCUCGUUGAAGAAAUGGAGAACAAGAUUCGCUCCACACUGAAUGAUAUCUACUUUGGGAAGACCAAGGAUAUUGUCAACGGAUUGAGAUCUAUUGAGUCUUUGCCCGAUAACCAAAAGUACCGGCAGCUCCAGAGGGAGCUGUCGCAGGUUCUCACCCAGCGUCAGAUCUUCAUUGACUAGGGUCGGAGGAGUGUUACAUCUCUGGCCGACAAGUCAAAGCAGGAGGCUCUCCAAAGCGAACUGUUCAAGGCGCUCAAACUGAAAAGCCAAAGCUAGAGAUGCUACUGUUCUGUCCGUUUUGCUCCGCCAUCUCGUCUCUCCUUUUUUCCCCCCCCUUUUUUUUUUUUCUUCUUCUUCCCCGUCUCUCCUUCACCGCCUCCUCCUCCGUGCUGCACUCUUGUUUAUUUGUGGGAAAGAAAAAAACAACACACAAAUUAAAAAAGGAGAAAAUGCUUAGCUUUUCUCUCUCGCCCUCUCUCCUGUCACGUUUUGUUGUUUUCAUGUUCUCUCUCCAUGUUCGGAAGCCAUUCACUCACACUCCCUUCCAUGUGAUAAAACUAACGAUAGCGUUAUGACGGUUAACGAUAAUCUUGCGGUGUGAGGGUCAGUUUAGAACUAACACCCCCCCCCCCUGCAAUGUCCUCAGUCAUUGGGAACUGAACGAUCUUUAUUUCCUCUCAGUUGAAGAGACAAACUUGCACAGGCCGUGUUCUCUUCUAGGUGGGGGCGUCAUCAUGAUGCACAUCAUAUUUCUUGCACCCCCCCCUAAUCUAACCUUACAUUUAUUUGUCUGAAUUAAUGACUGUCCGUUUAGUCUUCCCUUCACGCGGAGGCUUUUGCCUCGUGUCGGAAGAUUUUUUACUCGUCAUCUGUCGGCAUGCAUGUGAGCCCGUGUGUGAGCGAGGAGCUGCAUUCAAUGGAAAUACUUCCCGCCAUAAUAAUGACCCCCACCCCGCCCCCCCACCUUGCCACAAUGUGGAUAUCAUGAUCAUGAAAGUAUCUUAACUCUUCUGUCUGCUCACCUUCUAUGUCUUUGUUGGGGGUCACAAUUUUUGUGUCAGUGGAAACCUUUGACCGUUUCCAUUUUGGAGGGGAAACUUUGUAUUUUGUUUUUGUUUUAAUUUUGUAAAGCUUAUGAUUCAUAUUGUAUUAGAGCCUCCAGCAACAAUAAAAAGUAAAAAAAGA